AUGACGGCCCAGAGCCCCCCGGCCUCCACGUGCCCGGCGGGCCCUGAGGCCGGGCCCCCGUCCAGGCUGGGGGCCUCGGUCAAGCUGGAAGCGGCUCCCCGCGAGGCCGAGCCGUCGGAAGAGGAGGCCUCGUCGUUGGGGGACCUGCGGCCCGCCGGCCGCCGCAGGAAGCGGCCGGUGCAGCGCGGGAAGCCCCCCUACAGCUACAUCGCCCUCAUCGCCAUGGCCAUCGCCCACGCCCCCGAGCGCCGCCUGACCCUGGGGGGCAUCUACCGCUUCAUCACCGAGCGCUUCCCCUUCUACCGCGACGGGCCCCGCAAGUGGCAGAACAGCAUCCGCCACAACCUCACCCUCAACGACUGCUUCGUCAAGGUGCCCCGCGAGCCCGGCCGGCCGGGCAAGGGCAGCUACUGGGCCCUCGACCCCCACGCCCGGGACAUGUUCGAGAGCGGCAGCUUCCUGCGGCGCCGCAAGCGCUUCAAGCGCAGUGACCUCUCCACCUACCCGGCCUACAUGCACGAGGCCCAGGCCCAGAGCCUGGCCUCCCCUUACCCGCCUCCCCAGGCCCUCUGCUACCCGUCCCCGCCGCCCCUUUUCGGCCUGGGACCCCUCAUGGCCCAGCCCGGCCCGGAGUUGGCCCAACAGCAGCAGAACCCGGACGCGGCCACUUCCCCUGGCGCCAACUGCUCCUUCGCAGGCCCUGCGGCCUACUCUGGCCAAGGCUGCCCGCCGGGGCCUGGCCUCCCCAGGCCUCCCAACGCCGUGCCGUACUCCUACCAGCUGUCCGCUGCCGCCCAGCCGCUCCAGGUGAACCAAGGCGCCUACCCUCAGAGCGGCGGCGGGCACCUCUUCGGGGCCUCGGCCCGCCUGGCCGUGCCGGCGGCUUCCCCGCUCGGGAACGACCCCAUGGACUUCUACGGCAGGAUGUCCCCCGGCUCUUACGGCUCCUUGGCCCACGGGUACAACGCCGGCGGGCAGUUCGGCAACCCCGGCGCCUACCUGCGACACGCCGCGUACUCCAGCAACGUGGAAAGAUUUGUUUCGGCCAUUUGA
Molecule: messenger RNA, 1053 nt
Organism: Euleptes europaea (tarantolino)
Lineage: Eukaryota; Metazoa; Chordata; Lepidosauria; Squamata; Sphaerodactylidae
Gene: FOXE1
Product: forkhead box E1
Exons: 1
Coding region: 1-1053 (350 amino acids)
Biological process (GO): anatomical structure morphogenesis; regulation of transcription by RNA polymerase II; cell differentiation
Molecular function (GO): RNA polymerase II cis-regulatory region sequence-specific DNA binding; DNA-binding transcription factor activity, RNA polymerase II-specific
Source: RefSeq, a predicted model, not a curated record